UAAACUGUAGCAAUUUUGUUCCCAUGGAAGAAGUACAGCGGCACUCGGUGCACACGUUAGUGUUCCGUUCGCUUAAGCGUACCCAUGAUUUUUUCGUCGCCAACCAAUCGAUGCUGCCGGAGGUUGACGAAGAUCUUGAGAAGCUAAAGUACAAGAUCAAAGCCCACGAUACGUAUGGAUUGGUAUUCGAUCGUGCGGCCAAAGCUAAGGCAUUGGCAGCCAAAAGGAACGACGGCGAAAGGAGCGAUGGAGCUGCUGCGGCGAAGGAUGCUGUGCUUGCUAUAACCGCCGGAGACCAGGACAGAGGUACUGCGGAAGGAGUUGGCAGCCAGAUGGCCCUGGUGCCUGCCGCAGCACCGAUACCGCAGAGCACUUCGAGUGCGGUUCAAAUACUGCCGAAAAAGGCACCGACCAUACCGAAACCAAAGUGGCACGCACCAUGGAAACUUUGUCGCGUCAUUUCCGGCCAUCUUGGAUGGGUUCGUUGUGUAGCAGUGGAGCCGGGCAAUGAAUGGUUUGCUACGGGAGCGGCAGAUCGAGUGAUUAAAAUUUGGGACUUGGCCAGUGGAAAGCUUAAACUAUCCCUUACCGGGCAUGUUAGCACCGUUCGGGGACUCGCAGUCAGUCCGCGCCAUCCGUACCUCUUCAGCUGUGGCGAAGACCGCCAGGUAAAAUGCUGGGACCUGGAGUACAACAAAGUCAUCCGGCACUAUCACGGGCAUCUGUCGGCCGUCUACACGAUGUCGUUACAUCCGACGAUCGAUGUGCUAGUCACUGCCGGGCGGGACUCUACUGCACGCGUGUGGGAUAUGCGCACAAAGGCCAACAUUCACACACUGGCGGGCCACACGAACACGGUCGCGAGCGUUGUGACGCAGGCGGCCAACCCGCAGAUCAUUACCGGUAGCCACGAUUCAACCGUGCGGUUGUGGGAUCUUGCUUCCGGUAAAAGCAUGUGCACGCUCACGAACCACAAAAAGAGUGUCCGUGCGAUCGUGUUGCACCCGUCGUUGUACAUGUUCGCAUCGGCCUCGCCCGACAACAUCAAGCAGUGGCGCUGCCCGGAGGGCAAUUUCAUUCAGAAUCUCGGUGGUCACAACUCCAUCGUGAACUGCAUGGCCGUCAACCCGGAGGGUGUCUUGGUGUCUGGAGGUGACAAUGGCACAAUGUUCUUCUGGGACUGGCGUACGGGGUACAACUUUCAGCGAUUCCAGGCCGCCGUCCAACCGGGGUCGAUGGACAGCGAGGCGGGCAUUUUUUCAAUGAUUUUCGACCAAUCCGGAUCACGGUUGAUUACAACCGAGGCCGAUAAGACGAUCAAGAUCUACAAGGAGGACGACGAAGCAACGGAAGAAUCCCAUCCGAUUAACUGGCGGCCCGAAAUCAUCAAACGCAGAAACUAUUAA
Molecule: messenger RNA, 1406 nt
Organism: Anopheles cruzii
Lineage: Eukaryota; Metazoa; Arthropoda; Insecta; Diptera; Culicidae
Gene: Tango4
Product: pleiotropic regulator 1
Exons: 3
Coding region: 24-1406 (460 amino acids)
Biological process (GO): mRNA splicing, via spliceosome
Cellular component (GO): Prp19 complex; precatalytic spliceosome; catalytic step 2 spliceosome
Molecular function (GO): protein binding
Source: RefSeq, a predicted model, not a curated record